AUGCCCUGGAAUCCACGUCAACCCAGUAUCUUUCACGAUGAGUCAUGGCCUACACCAUGGCGUUCAUCUGAAUUCCCACCCGAAGAAACUUUUGUCGAACGAAUCAAUCGACAGCAUGCAAAUCCCGAGUGGGAGUCUGUACCGCACUUCUUAUACUACGAGUCUGGUAGGAGUGGGGGUUGGCCAUGGGGAUGGGCCAUCUAUCGUACCUCCUAUCUCAACACUUCCGAUCAAGACUGGACUAGAGCUAUUGAAAAGCUCGACGAGGCCUGUAUGGCUGACCUGGAGUUUUACGAGCGCAGCUGGCACCGAUUCGACCUCAAAUGCGUUGAAAUGGUCCGCGAGGGUUAUCGGAAUGUUAUCUUUGAAGACCCCGCGUUAGAGGGCGCGUCGGAAGCCGUUAUCCAACGUCGACAUAAUGCGGCGCCUAGAAAGCCAUCUGUUAUCGAACAGGGGCUACCAUGGCCAAAGAUUAACGAUAAACCGGGGGGGAUGGUCGGUUACGUUAACUUUAUCGACUCUCACUUCCGCCCCGAAGACCCGGAAAAUGAAUAUGGAGAGUACUACCGUGGAUUGGUCCGUGUUCAUUUGGAUUGUUUAGCCCAAUUCGGUCUCUUUUGCGAGGAUCUUGAGACUGGAGAGCAGGGAUGGGGUGAAUAUGGGAUGGACACACCUGACUAUGUAUUUUAUACAGAUGGCCAUUGCUCAAAGCCUGAGUUGAAAGAAAUGUUUCUUUCUUCCCCAGAUAGAAACGUUAAGAGAACUGCGAGUGUGACUGAGCUCGAGUAUAUCGAGCGCCAGGAUAUGGAGAACUUAGCAUUGAGUAAUGUGCCGGGUUCUACCUAA
Penicillium psychrosexuale is the source of this 846-nucleotide messenger RNA. RefSeq lists its product as uncharacterized. The coding region runs from base 1 to 846 and encodes 281 amino acids. The transcript has 2 exons. Lineage: Eukaryota; Fungi; Ascomycota; Eurotiomycetes; Eurotiales; Aspergillaceae. The record is from RefSeq and is a predicted model, not a curated record.